Hippoglossus stenolepis (Pacific halibut) is the source of this 1874-nucleotide messenger RNA. It is a transcript of the gene acta2, whose product is annotated as actin alpha 2, smooth muscle. Lineage: Eukaryota; Metazoa; Chordata; Actinopteri; Pleuronectiformes; Pleuronectidae. The transcript has 9 exons. The record is from RefSeq and is a predicted model, not a curated record. Bases 179 to 1312 code for a protein of 377 amino acids.
UGGGAUGGAGGGAUGAAAGGAGGGAUGGAAGGAGGAGGUGGAGGGUUGAUAAACUCAGUCACAGUCGUUCAGACUCUCACUUCUGUCCUGCCCCCUCCCCACGUCCCAGCAGCCCUGCACUGCCACGUGUGAGCCGGUGUCGUAGUGUCGUUGCUCGUCCACAGCGCCCCCUGCAGUCAUGUGUGAUGAUGAGGAGAGCACCGCUCUGGUCUGUGAUAAUGGAUCCGGCCUCUGUAAGGCGGGGUUCGCCGGAGACGACGCCCCCAGGGCCGUCUUCCCCUCCAUCGUGGGCCGGCCCAGGCACCAGGGCGUGAUGGUGGGAAUGGGGCAGAAGGACAGUUACGUUGGAGACGAGGCUCAGAGUAAGAGAGGAAUCCUCACCCUGAAAUAUCCCAUCGAACACGGAAUCAUCACCAACUGGGACGACAUGGAGAAGAUCUGGCAUCACUCGUUCUACAACGAGCUGCGAGUGGCUCCAGAGGAACAUCCCACUCUGCUGACGGAGGCUCCGCUCAACCCGAAGGCCAACAGGGAGAAAAUGACCCAGAUCAUGUUUGAGACCUUCAACGUUCCUGCCAUGUAUGUGGCCAUCCAGGCCGUCCUGUCACUGUACGCCUCCGGAAGAACCACAGGUAUCGUCCUGGACUCAGGUGACGGCGUCACCCACAACGUGCCGAUCUACGAGGGUUACGCUCUGCCUCAUGCCAUCAUGAGGUUGGACCUGGCGGGACGUGACCUGACCGACUACCUCAUGAAGAUCCUGACGGAGCGAGGCUACAGCUUCGUCACCACCGCGGAGAGAGAGAUCGUCCGAGACAUCAAAGAGAAGCUGUGCUACGUCGCUCUGGACUUUGAGAACGAGAUGGGGACGGCAGCGACCUCGUCCUCUCUGGAGAAGAGCUACGAACUUCCUGACGGUCAGGUCAUCACCAUCGGCAACGAGAGGUUCCGCUGCCCCGAGACGCUCUUUCAGCCGUCCUUCAUUGGUAUGGAGUCAGCUGGGAUCCAUGAGACGACGUACAACAGCAUCAUGAAGUGUGACAUCGACAUCCGUAAAGAUUUGUACGCCAACAACGUCCUGUCCGGAGGAACCACCAUGUACCCGGGGAUCGCCGACCGCAUGCAGAAGGAGAUCACCGCGCUGGCGCCCAGCACCAUGAAGAUCAAGAUCAUCGCCCCCCCUGAGAGGAAGUACUCGGUGUGGAUCGGCGGCUCCAUCCUGGCGUCGCUCUCCACCUUCCAGCAGAUGUGGAUCAGUAAGCAGGAGUAUGACGAGGCCGGACCAUCCAUCGUCCACCGCAAGUGCUUCUAGACACCCCCCAGGAGCAGCACCGUCUUUAUUCUCACUGAGCACAGAGCCCCCCCACCCACCCCCAACACACCCAUACAGACGACAGCAGCAGGAAGUCAGGCUGUUGUUGUUGUUGACGUCACUUCCUCCUUAAACGUUUCCAGUACAGCUGGAAAAAGGGAAAUGAUGUCACUCUCUGAGUCCAGAUGUUUUUAAUUCCAGAUGUUUCUGUUGAACUUUUAACAUUAAAAUCUUAAGCCUCGUCCUCUGUUCACCUGCAAACUGUGAACGUACCACUUGUCCUACAUCUUUAACCCCUCCCCUCACCCCCUCACCCCCCCUCUCUACUUGUUGUUACUGUUUCUGUUUUUUUUGUUGUUUUUUUUAAGAAUAAAGCUUGAAUGUCGCCCCCUGGUGUUAUCUUCCAUUGUUGUGGAGCCGAACACACUCAUACAGUGUUAUGAUGAUGUCAAAGUGGGAGGCGGGGCCUCGUGGUGCCUGUCUGCAUUAGAACAGAAUUAGAAACAGACGCUACGUCAACAUGGAACAGACAGAAGAGACAAUAAAGAGUUGUCCUACGAGA